AUGCGGAAUUCCCUUUUCGCCCUUUGCGGGCUGGCAGCCUUGCACACUGUGGGCGCUGCCGCAGCUGAUGUUGUCAAGGGAAAGGUGUUUGACAGAUUCAUCACCAUUUGGCUGGAGAACCAGGACUUCACCAAGGCCGCGGUUGAUAAGAAUCUUGCCGACCUGAAGAAGCAGGGCGUCCUGCUCACCAGAUAUUAUGGGCACACACACCCGAGCCAGCCAAACUAUCUCGCUGCCAUCGCGGGUGACUAUUUCGGCCUCAACCAUGAUAACGAGGUCAGGGUCCCGGAGAACGUGUCAACGGUAGUUGACCUGCUCGAUACCCGUGACAUCUCAUGGGGCGGAUACUUUGAGGACAUGCCCGGCCCCGGCUUCAUGGGUAACUACAGCGACGGUACCACGGGCAACGGCGGGUGGGAUUAUGUCCGCAAGCACAAUCCCUUUGUGUCGUUUGACAGCGUCACGAACAACGGAACGCGUCUGCUCUGCCUGCAGUCCUUUAACGAAUUCCACGACGACUUUGUGGCAAAGCGAGUGCCGCAGUUUGUGUUUAUGUCGCCCAACAUGAUGCACGACGGCCACAACACGUCACUCGAGACGGCAACCGAGUGGUCGCAUGAGUUCUUGCAGCCCCUGCUUACCGACAAGGCCUUUGACGAGCGGACGCUCAUCCUGCUCACCUUUGACGAGUCCGAGAACUACGAGGAGCCGAACCACAUCGUCUCCUUGCUGCUGGGCAAUGCCGUGCCCAAGGAGCUCAGGGGCACGCAGGACGACACCUUUUACACGCACUACAGCAUCCUGUCGUCGGCGCAAAAUAACUGGGGACUGCCCCAUCUGGGUAGGUACGACGUCGGAGCCAACGUGUUCCGAUUCGCAGCGGAGACGGCCAGGUACGAAGGCAACAGGGACCCGACGAACCUGGCGACACUCAACAAUUCACUGUCGUAUCCAGGCUUUUUGCACAACGAGACUUGGCUGCCCAUCCCGAUCCCGAACUGGAGGCUUCGGGGUGCUGGUGGAAAGGGUGCGUUGCCGGCGGUUGAGAAGACCUGGGGCAUUGAAGAUGGAGUGCCGUGGAAUACCCCGUACGAUGGUAGUGGGAAGGUGUUUGAUGGAGACAAGAAUAUGCCUAUCUACAAGCCAGCUGUCGCGAACUGA
Messenger RNA from Sordaria macrospora k-hell, 1161 nucleotides. RefSeq lists its product as uncharacterized. Lineage: Eukaryota; Fungi; Ascomycota; Sordariomycetes; Sordariales; Sordariaceae. Gene Ontology annotation, biological process: phospholipid catabolic process. The record is from RefSeq and is a predicted model, not a curated record. Gene Ontology annotation, molecular function: hydrolase activity, acting on ester bonds.